CAUUCACAAUUGUGACACAUUGCAGAAGUACACAUUUCAGCACGGCAUACAGAAAAACGUGUAGAUAUUUGUUUGUAGAGCAUAACGAUUUUGGCGACUUUAAAUCAGAAGAGGAGAAUUGACAGCCAUAUUUUCUAAAUCAAAGCUCAUAGCCCUCGAGAUAUGAUGUCUAAAGUCAAGCCAGAGAAAACAGACUCUGCUGCUUCUUCUAAAACGCCAGAAUCCAGUCAGGACCAAAAGAAAAAGAAACCUGUAAAGAAAAAGUUUUUUGAACACGCCAAGAAACAACCAGUGGCAAAAGAUCAAGGUAAAACGAAGGCCUUGCUUCCGCCGAAAGAUGCCCAACAGUUUUCAGCCAACUGGAAAACUUUACUAGAGGUGUUCAAAUCCAACCCCCUGCCAGUAAAAAAUAAACCAGUUCAGCAGAACUCAAAGAAGGAAGUCCCUAAGAAAGCCACUAAAGACAUUUCAAAAAAGGACAAGACUCAUAAGAAACCUGCUAAAGACAUUUCAAAGAAGGAAGAGGUGGUGGUGGAUAAGAAGCCUGCUAAAGACUUUUCAAAGACAGCGAGUGAUGCCAAGGCAGCCAAGCCCAUGCAGGUGAACAGUGGGAAAGCAGGGAAGGGCAGUGCCAUUCCCAAUAAAUCCCAGGUGAAUGGAAAAGGUCCAGGACCAUCGGGGAGUGAACAGCCCAAAGCCAAGAAGAGGAAACAGAACAGUGCCCAGGUGGAGGGUAACGCACAGAUGAACAAGAAGAAGAAAAUAGAGGAAGUGGAGGAAAAGAAACCCACUGAAUCGGACAUGUGGUUUGAUGAUGUGGACCCUGAUGACAUUGAGGCCACAGUGGGAACAGAGGCAGCAGAUAUCAUGAGGAAGAUACAAGGCACUCGGAAGACAGAUGCCCAGACCACAGAGAAGGCGUUGGUCAAGGACAGGGGGUUUGAAGGCCUAACCAAGGCGGUAGCUAUGGACUGUGAAAUGGUGGGUGUGGGGCCAGACGGAGAGGACAGCAUCGUAGCCCGGGUCUCCCUUGUCAACCAGUUUGGGAAGUGCAUCUACGACAAACACGUCAAGCCCACAGAGAAGGUGACGGACUACAGGACAGCUGUCAGCGGCAUCCGGCCGGACAACAUCAAAAACGGUGAGAAUGUGAAGACUGUACAGAAAGAGGUGGCUGAGAUCCUCCAGGGGAGAACGCUAGUGGGACACGCCAUUCACAAUGACCUUAAGAUUUUGCUCUUGGAUCACCCCAAAAAGAGAAUCAGAGACACCCAGAAGUAUAAACCUUUCAAGAAAAUUGUGAAGAGUGGUCGGCCCUCUCUGAAACUCCUGUGUAGAGAAAUACUUAACGUCAAAGUACAGCAGGGAGAACAUUCAUCCGUCGAAGACGCCCAGGCGACCAUGAGAUUGUACACAAUGGCGAAGAAACAUUGGGAGGCAGAGAUCAAGGCUAGUCAUAACAACCCAGACUUAACCAAGAAGACCAAAGAACCAAGGAAGCCCAAAUCACCAAAACGCAAAUGAACCUGACUGACUGGUUCCGAAGUCUUAACUGCAUCAGUCUGUAAUGGGACUGUGGACUAACUAUUGACUAGGUGGCACAGAACAGGAGGAUUGACUGAAUUAACAAGUGUGUCUUUGGGAAGUGGAGUGGACUCGCACAUAUAGAGGUCUUAGUGAAGAGUCAUUUUAGGAAUCUCUUUCGGUGACCCACAAAGAAGUUUGUUCAAAUGAAUAUUGACUUUAUUCAAAUCCCACUCAACCUAAAUCAUUCAGAAAGUUUGUCCUAGUGCUCCUUCAACUAUGCAUCAGUCUCAUUCAUUGUCUGGUACAUGAUCUUCAGUGUUCUUUUUGUUCAGAAUGUGUUUAAAAUGUAAUCUCUUUAUCUUCUAACAUCCACAAGUUAGGUUUAGAGAAGAUGUUGCAUUUGAGAGCUUUAACAUGAAUUAAACGUUUCUCGUUAAUCACA
Molecule: messenger RNA, 1969 nt
Organism: Coregonus clupeaformis (lake whitefish)
Lineage: Eukaryota; Metazoa; Chordata; Actinopteri; Salmoniformes; Salmonidae
Product: RNA exonuclease 4
Exons: 9
Coding region: 163-1524 (453 amino acids)
Biological process (GO): DNA catabolic process; rRNA processing
Cellular component (GO): nucleus
Molecular function (GO): 3'-5' exonuclease activity; nucleic acid binding
Source: RefSeq, a predicted model, not a curated record